AUGGCGGAUGGUGAAGUGUUGCGACUGACGCGUGCUGGCAGCGUGCGCCUCGAGGUCCUCGCGCGUGGUGUAAAGACGAUCGUGACGCUCACGGACGUGUAUCUGGCACCGCGACUGGCGAAGAAUAUCGUGUCGUACGGGAAGCUCGAGAGCAAAGGCUACGGACUCGUUUACGACGGCGACAAGCGGGCUCUAGCUCGACGCAGUGACGGCUUAGUCGCGUUCGACGUCGCGACCGACAGCAACGUGCUAUAUGUGGAGACGACAGCGACGAGUCGGAGGCACGGCGCCGGUGAUGCAAUCUUGGCCGCGCUCGAAGCACAUUCGGCAGAUGCAAGCGCAGACGAUGCGCACGAGGCCUCGCUGCUGCACUGGCACCAGCGGAUCGGGCACCUCGCGUUCGACACGAUCGUUCGAAUGGCGCGCGAUCCGGCCUCGGGCAUCAAGCUCAGCAGCGACAAGCGCAUGGCGUGCGUGUCGUGCAUGGAAGCGAAGUAG
Molecule: messenger RNA, 498 nt
Organism: Peronospora matthiolae
Lineage: Eukaryota; Oomycota; Peronosporomycetes; Peronosporales; Peronosporaceae
Source: the annotation of a GenBank genome assembly